This is a messenger RNA of Prorocentrum cordatum, 155 nucleotides long. The record is from the annotation of a GenBank genome assembly. Lineage: Eukaryota; Dinophyceae; Prorocentrales; Prorocentraceae.
GCCAGCUGGUCGGGCUGGCGUGUGAGGCAGACAAGAGUGAGGUCCUGGAGGUAUCAGCACGCAGCUUGGGCAGGUGCUGUGCGCAGCACGGAGCGGCCUGGCACGACGCGCUUCAGAGCUGCGGGAUGCCGCGUGGGCUGAAGGAGGUCGUGGAG